Messenger RNA from Vicia faba (fava bean), 627 nucleotides. NCBI's taxonomy places the organism in Eukaryota, Viridiplantae, Streptophyta, Magnoliopsida, Fabales, Fabaceae. The record is from the annotation of a GenBank genome assembly.
AUGGCGGAGGAUCUUUUACAUCCUUUAGAAAAUAGCAAGACUUUAGAAGAAGUUGGUUUUGGGUAUUUUAAUGACUUAGCUUCUAAAUCAUUUUUUCAACAUUCUGGUUGCGGGAACUUCAACCAACAUUUUGUAAUGCAUGUUCUGGUGCAUGAUUUGGCAACAUGGCUUGGUGGAGAAUUCUAUUUUAGAACAGAAGUACUUGGGAAAGAUACUAAGAUUGCUACCAAGACUCGUCAUUUGUCAUUUUCCAAGUUCAGUGAUCCAAUCUCAGCAAACUUUGAUAUUUUCGGCAGAAUAAAAUGUCUAAGAACAAUCUCGCCAAUCUAUUUAUGGGAUGAUCCAUUCAACAAAGAAAAGGCUUCAUGCUCCAUUUUGUCAAAAUUGAAGUACUUGAGAGUUUUAAAAUUUGGCAACUUUGAAGGUCUUGAUGCAUUUCUUGAUUCAAUAGAUGAACUAAUCCAUUUGCGUUAUUUGGAUCUCUCUUCCACGUCUAUAAAGAUUUUACCCGAGUCAUUAUGUAACUUGUAUAAUCUACAAACGUUAAAGUUGUUCAAUUGUAACAAUCUAACAAGGCUUCCCAAUGACAUGCAAAAUCUUGUAAAUUUGCACAAUCUGGAAAUUUAG